Drosophila gunungcola (fruit fly) is the source of this 6004-nucleotide messenger RNA. RefSeq names its product hormone receptor 4 (gene Crtc). Lineage: Eukaryota; Metazoa; Arthropoda; Insecta; Diptera; Drosophilidae. Gene Ontology annotation, biological process: protein homotetramerization; positive regulation of transcription by RNA polymerase II. The record is from RefSeq and is a predicted model, not a curated record. Bases 1194 to 3611 code for a protein of 805 amino acids. Gene Ontology annotation, molecular function: cAMP response element binding protein binding. Gene Ontology annotation, cellular component: nucleus; cytoplasm. The transcript is spliced from 2 exons.
GGGUGACAGCCCUAGCGGGCGAAUAAUUGGUAUGAAGGACCACACUCGACCUGGUCACACUGCUCUGCAAUGUUCUCAGCAGCAGAUUUGAGAAAAAGUGGAAAAAUAACAAAACAAACGUGCAAAAAACGGUGAAAAACGCGACGCGCAAUUGCAGAACGAGUGCACGACCAGCGGGCGAUUAAAACGGCGUGCGCGAAAAAGCGGAAAAAGCUCGGAACAAAACGAAAAAAGUGAAGAGCCAUCAUCACAGCGACGAAGAUGAGCGAAGAAGAAGAAGCGAGGCAGCAGCAGCAGCAAUAAUAAGUUGUUCUCUGUGCGAGUGAGAGAGUGCAGCAGAGCAAAAUAGGGGCAUAAAAAACGCAAAAUAAACGAAAAUAAGAAUCCGAGAUUGCUGCGAAGUGAGUGUGCACAACGGUAAAAUCCCGUUGCCCGCACAAAUCUACCGCCCCGCGUGCCUGUGUGUGUGUCGGUGUAUCGGUGUCGCUGUCCGUGCUGUGUGUUGGUGAGAUUUCCCAUUAGUGUGCGAAAAACAAAAGCCAAAAAAUCGGAGGAAAGAAUAUAUAGAAAUCAAGGAAAUGCAAUAUAGAAUCAGCCGCCGCCGCCGUUGCUGCGUGCUGUAAUCCCAAUUGGACUCCCAAUUGGAGGCACACUCUUCCGCCUGUAUGUGUGCGUGCGUGUGUCUAUGUGAAAAGAGGUCAAAGGCGCAACAAAAGUUUUUCACUUUUCAUGCGGUAACCAAAAAAAAAGCGCAAAUAAAAAAAGUGCCAACCAGCUGAGAGCGCAAAAUACAAAAAAAAACAACGUCGCAGUUUUGCGUUAAAACAAUAAACCAAGUAUCCAAGUGUGCGUGCGCGUGCGGUUGUGUGUGUGUGUAAGAGCGAGGCGAAAUAACGCAAAAAAAAACAAUCAGUUGUUAAAAUAAUCCCUCAACAAACCGAUUUUCGGAUUUAACAGCUCUCGGCUCGCAAACAACUCAAAAUCAAAUCUGGUUUUAUCAGGCGACGCAAAACAAAAAAAACGCAAAAGGCCAUAACAAUAACAACAAAAAAAGCGCCAAAAAUUAAAUUCUUCUAUAUGAGAUUUUAAUCAAGCAAGAAUCCAAUUUGCAUAGCACAAGAGCGACAGAGAGAGCACGAGAUCCAAUUGGAGUUAGCGGCGAACGAGAGAGAAUACUAUUCCAAUCCGCCACAAUGGCCAAUCCGCGGAAGUUCAGCGAGAAGAUUGCGCUGCAGAAGCAAAAGCAGGCGGAGGGAACGGCGGAGUUUGAGCGGAUUAUGAAGGAGGUGUAUGCCACGAAGAGGGACGAUCCGCCGGCCAAUCAAAAGAUUCUGGAGUGCCUGGGCGGUGGUCAGGAGGUGAGCCAAUCCUCGCCAGGAUCUGGCAAUGGGACUGGAGGCGGUGGCGGCAGUGGUUCGGGCAGUGGAGCCAGCGGCGGUGGAGCCUCGCCAGAUGGCUUGGCAGGCGGUGGUGGAGGUUCCCCGACGGCGUAUCGCGAGUCGCGGGGACGUAGCGUGGGCGUCGGACCCAUGCGGAGACCCUCGGAGCGCAAGCAGGAUCGCUCGCCCUACGGCAGCAGCAGCAGCACGCAACAAACCCUUGACAAUGGCCAACUGAAUCCGCACCUUCUAGGUCCACCCACUUCGGACAAUUUGUGGCGGCGCUCCAGCUCUGAUUCCGCGCUACACCAGACCGCGUUAGGAGCGGGCUUCGAUACCAACGUUAAUUCUAUGUACCAGCAGCAGCAGCAUCAUCAGCAGCAGCAGCAACAACAACAGCCAGGCCAGACCAGAUCUCACUCGCCGCACCAUGGGAUUAACAGGACCAUGAGUCCGCAGGCGCAGCGCAGAAAGUCACCGGCUCUGCAACACCCACAGUUGCAACUGCAGCAGCUUCAGCAGCAACAGAUGCAACAGCAGCACCAACUGCACCAGCAACUUCAAAUGCAGCAGCUGCAACAGCAGCAACACCAGCAACAGCAGCAACAGCAGCAGCAGCAACAGAACACGCCAUACAACAACGCCAAAUUCACGAACCCUGUGUUCCGGCCGCUUCAGGAACAGGCCAAUUUUGCCAACACCGGCUCCCUGCCCGAUCUCACGGCUCUGCAGAACUAUGCCCCCCAGCAGCAACAGCAAAUCCAGCAGCAGCAGCAGUUGCAGCAAGCCCUGUCGCCCGUCAUGUCACCGCACAAUCACCGACGCGAGCGGGAUCAGUCGCCCAGUCCGUUUAGUCCGGCGAGUGGAGGGGGAGGAGCGGGCCCCGGUUCACCUUAUCAGCAGCAGCAGCACUCGCCCACCGGCAACACGCAACAACAGCAGCAACAACAACAACAACAACCAAGCAGCUCGCCGCACCUGUCUUUUACCAAUCUGGCCACGACGCAGGCAACUGUCGCCACGUUUAACCCGCUGCCAACGCUGGGACCGCACAAUGCCACCGACUAUCGCCAGCCACCGAAUCCGCCUAGUCCACGCUCUUCUCCGGGUCUGCUGAGCAGUGUUUCGGCCACGGAUCUGCACUCGAGCGCUCCGGCCAGUCCAAUACGCCAACAGCAACAGGCCCAACAGCAGCAACAACAACAGCAGCAGCAGCAGCAGGCACACCAGCAACAGCAACAGUUUGAUAACUCCUACAACAGUCUGAAUACCUCGUUUCAUAAUCAGUUUGAGAUCUUCUCGCUGGGCGACAGUAAUUCCUCACCGGAGCAGCAAGGUUUCGCCAAUAACUUUGUGGCCCUGGACUUUGACGAUCUGAGCGGGGGUGGAGGAGGUGGUUCGGGCGGUGGCGGCGGCGGGGGCGUUGGAAGCAAUGGAGGAGGCCUGACCAACGGCUACAACAAGCAGGAGAUGUUGGACUUUAGUGAGCUGAGCGGCAGUCCGGAGGCGAGUGGGAACAACAACCAUAUGCGACGGGGAGUGAGCAACCUGAACAACAACGGGUUAAGCAACGGUGUGGGACCCACGCACAAUGGCAGCACAAAUCUAAAUGGAGCGGGGAACAACAAUAGCAGUAGUGGAGGUGGUUCGACGCAGGAUCCUUUGGGCAUAACCGCUUCCCCUGUACCAUCGCCCCUAGGCUGUCCCAGUUCACCACUACCGAUACCCAUGUCGGCGCAGACUUCGCCACAGCAGCAACACAACCACCACCACCACCACCAACAUCAACAGCAGCAACAGCAUCAUCAGCAGCAACACCAUCAGCAGCAGCAACUAUCGCUAUCUUUGCACCAUUCGCCACAUCAUUCGCCCAUGCAUUCGCCACACCAUGGGAAUUCACCGCUGUCGAGCAGCUCACCAGUGAGUCACAAUGCCUGCUCCAACUCCAAUGUGGUGAUGAACCACCACCAGCAGCAGCAGCAACAUCACCACCAGCAGCAACACCACCUUCAGGGAUCCUCGCAAAGUCACACGCCGACCACAGCGAAUAUUCCCUCGAUCAUCUUCAGUGAUUACUCCUCCAAUGCGGAUUUCUCGAGAGAGAUAUUCGACACACUCGAUCUGGAUCUGGGCCAGAUGGACGUGGCCGGGCUGCAGAUGCUCUCCGACCAGAAUCCCAUCAUGAUCGCCGAUCCCAAUAUCGAGGACAGUUUUCGGCGCGACCUCAACUGAUACUAUGAGGAGGCUGUUGCGGCCAUCGAGAGCGGAGUGCUGCUGGAGGAAGACUACCAGGCGCUGCUGGGAUCGGAGGCGCUGGCAGAUGACCAGGUGGCCACAAUGGAGGCUGCCGCAGCAGCAGCAGCAGUAGAGACAGUUGAAGAGGCAGCCACAGUUAGCGACAAGGACAAAAAGGAGCUGGAAGUGGUAGAGCUUUUGGUGUCUGGAGUGAUGGAUGACCUGGUGGACUCCAGUGACUUGGACGAAGAGGUGCGCAACUUCUUCUUCUAGACUGCAAGCCUUCCAUCGAUUUUGUCAUCAUCAUAACGGUUGGGACUUUCAGUUUCAACAGAUAUAAUAGGAAGUGAAUUAAGUUUUUUAAACACAUCUACUAAAAAAUUCGAGAUUAAAUGCCAUAUUACUUAAGCUUAUGAUUCACAAGCUUAAUGUGAAGUAAAUUAAAUUCGGAAACGCUGUCACGGGUUAUUGUUAUGUUUAUAAAAGUCACUUCCGCAUAUUCAUUCUGAAACUGAAAGUUUUUUAACUGGCCUCAAUAUUGUUAUCUCGUCAUCGUCCGUGCUUUCGUAGCUAGCUCUUUAAAAAAAAUUAAAAAAAAAUGAAUUGACUCGUUAACCCAUAAGUGUACUUGAGUGUCUUUUUACACCCUAUUUCCUGAAAAAUACCUAGCACCCCUGAAAAAGCGAAACAUAUUUACAGCGAGUCUCAGAUUUUACUUAAUUACGCACAUAAGUCACUAUACAAUUUACACACUUAAGCUCUUAUUUCUGUAUAUAAUACAAAACCUGAAGGGAAGAAAGCGAAAAGGAUUAAAACCAAAAAGUGUCUUAGACCAACGACCAAAAUUAUAUUCUUUAUACGAAAAUGAAGAAAACUGGGAAGAGGACGGAUUUAGAAGAGCCCCUCUAAGCAAAUUAAUUCCGGAUAUGCCAUCCACCCCGUUUCCAUUCGUUUGUUUGAUCCAGAAAAACAGCUAGCUAAAUACGCAUCUACGUGCAUCUGUAAAGCCCUUCCUAAAUUACAAUCCAAAUGUGCCGUCGAAGCAAUUAUUAGAUUUUAAGAUGCCGAUAUCGAAACCGAUCCCCUCAAUGCUGUAAAGUCUUCAGAGUGUCCCCCCGCGAACCCUUUUCGAAUACAAAACGAUAGAUAGGUGUAUAUUCGAGAACCUUCUUCAUAAACUCAGUAUCACAAACUAAACGAGUAUAUAACCAUACAGACAAACGCAUAUAGGUAUAUAGCUGAAUAUAUCUACUGAUAUAUAGUUGAUAGUCCAGGCACAAGUGUAGUUCACAAUUGGAAUCCAGUUCCAGUGUCCUGCUCCGACAAAUUUUACGAAACCAACAAGAAUCAAAAGCGAACUCAAAACCACUAAAGAAAACUUAAAGGAAUUUUUUACGAGUCUUUAACAAAUAGUAGAUAGGAUUUUCCAUUAAACGUUUUCCGUUUUCCGAACACUAAUUAUCGAGCAUGGAACUACGACUACUACCAUAAAUACCCAAACCUACUUAAAUCCGUUGUUUUUUCAAGUCAUUUUUAUUACGAAAGUAAACAAAUAUUUAAGAAUCAAAUCAAAGAAAGCUUUAUGGCCAGUAACCAACAAUAAGAAGAAUGGAAUAGCUAGAAUAAGGCGAUUCUAAACCCUGCAUAAUAUAUACUGUUUAUAAAUAAUAAGACCCCCUUAAAACACACACAUAAAUCAUUGAGUCUAAAUUACUUAAUAAAUGUAACAAAAACUUAAAAACGGGAGAAAAAAAAACAAACAAAAUAAAUAGCGUCAAAAGUGCAAAAGAAAAUGUUUUAUUUAAUUCGAGUACCAGAACUUCUUAUAAAAUUACAUAAUAAUGGUUAAUAUUAGUAACAUGCUAAUAUAUCCCCAACAAAACGAUUUCCUUUUUCUAAUUAUUGAUGUUAAAUUCUAGUUAUAAACUAAAAUUAAAUGAGACGAGAUACGUGAAAAACUUUACAAGCGACACACAAAAAGCGAAGCAAAAUAAAAAAUACAUAUAUAAAUGUAAUUUAAUAAUGUAAUUUAUGUGGGAAACGCGCAAAUAUAUAUAUAUACUUAUAUAUAUAUAAAUAGAUUGAUAACAUUUGUCUCUGCUGUUUUGUGCUAAAAUAUACACGUAAAUAAAAAUAAAAUCUUGAAGAAUUAUAAUAAUACUAGAUAAGUGAGAGAGGAAUGCUAAUUAUAAAUUAUACUAUUAUUAUUAUACGAUAUGUACUAAGUAAUUGUGUAUGUAAUAUAUAAUUACAUUUAUAAAAUUAACGGUACAUCAACAACAGCAACCCGCAAAACCGAGGAGAAUAAGCCAUAAGAUUAUAUUCAAUGUAAUAACACAGUUAUUUGUUUCAAAUAAAUCUUAAAUUUGAUUUUAAAGUCCAGUAAACAA